This is a messenger RNA of Dimorphilus gyrociliatus, 1464 nucleotides long. NCBI's taxonomy places the organism in Eukaryota, Metazoa, Annelida, Polychaeta, Dinophilidae. The record is from the annotation of a GenBank genome assembly.
UAGAAUAAUUAUAUGUGAGGAAACUAACUUUGUUUUCUAAUAUAACCGGAUGAGAGGUUUGCUUAUCAUUGUUAAUUUUUUUUUCUUUAGUCUACAACAGAGGUACAAGGCUAAAGGCAAAAGUUAAUGAACGCUACUAAUUAGAUCAGAGAAGAAUAAAGUAUUCUUUUUUCUAUGAAAGAAAUAUAAUAACUUUGGGAAGUUUCACUAAAUGAAUUCUUCAGAAAGUGUAACAAUUUUAAUUUAAUAGGAUACCAUAUAAAAGGGCAAAAUACUUCAUUAAAAAGAAACAUUAUUAGCUGUCUAGAUAUUCUUCAGUCGUCAUGAACAAUUCUACGCUUAAUGAAAAAGAUAAUGUAUAUCAACAUCCCAUGCCAUUAAUUUUACGCGCUUUUCUUACGAGUUUAGUAGCCGUUCUAUUGGUUGUUUGCAACAUUUUUAGUAUGAACGUUUUGGCAAUGACCAAACAAAUUCCAAAAAUUUCCAGAAUGUGUCUUAUUAACUUGGCAUUUGCUGAUUGUAUGCUGGGUCUUAUUUCGUGCGCACCUUCAGUACCGUCAUCUGUAACUGGAACUUGGUUAUUUGGAGAAGUGUUUUGUCAAAUUUCUGGAAUGAACUUAUGCGCAAACGCUACAGUAUCAAUUUGGAGCGUCUUAUUAGUAUCAAUAGAUCGCUAUUUCGCUAUUUUACACCCAAUGAAAUACAGAGAUAUAAUUACUGAAAAACGUUUACGAAUUACAAUCGGCUUUAUGUGGCUGGGAGCUUACGGUUUAUUCGUUUUACCAGUUCUCCUUAGUAAGAGAUUUAUUUAUUAUAUAUACUCACCAAAGGAAAUUGUAUGUGGAGAUUUUUGGCAAUUUGCUUGGUUCGGUAUUAUGGCUGUCGUAUCUGUUCCUGUUCUAACAUCAAUUGGACUUUUAUAUUGUACGAUUAGCAUUGUUCUUCAUUUGAGAGCACAUAAAAAUCAAAUAAGCGAUGGUUCAAAAGCAUCGGAUGGAGCUUCUAAAAGAAAUAUCAAAGCUAUCAAAUUGUUAGUCAUAACAGCAUCAGCCUAUUAUUUAGCUUGGAUGCCAUAUGCAAUUCAUUUAUUUAUUGUCUUAAUACCAAAGGAUCCUCCUUUCGUCCACCCUGUGCUCAAAUUUUGUCUUUUAUGGACUGGAAUGUCAAACAGUUUUACAAAUGUGUUAAUUUACUUGUCAGUUUACGCUGCCUUCAGACAUAAUGGACUAAUCCUUAUAAAUAAAGUAACAUGUAAAUUAUGCCUUGGCAAAAUUAUUGAAAAAAGCCAUCAAAGUACUCUGAAUUCAACAGCAACAGGAUAAACGAAAUUUCAUCAAUCAAUCAAAGACUUCUUGUAUAGUUUUAUCUUAUCCAUAUGAAAUUAGAAUCAUCUUUAUUCAAGUAACAUUUUAUUUAUUUAAAAAACAACAUAAAAUAAAUCAUUUCUUUCUCUCUCUCUCUCUC